GAUGUUCCUGAUCAUACGGGCGCUGGAAUAUUAAUGCUCCUACCUGAACUUGAAUAUUAUUAUUAUUGGUUUUGCGAUAAUUAACCAUAUUUUUCCAGAUAUUUACCUUCUGUAACAAAAAUACUAAAGCAAGAUGGACCCCUACCAUAAAGAAGAUGUGCCGAGCAGCCUGUGCUUCUUCACAAGCCUGGUGCUAGUGGUGCAGGGCCUGGGGUUGCUAUCUGUUAUCCUGGUCUCAGUCUGGAUGGGCAACUACCUGGGCGGGUUUGCCUGGUCCGAGGAUCCGGACCGACAGUUCAACUACCACCCCGUUUUCAUGGUCAUUGGCAUGAUCUUCCUCUACUCUGAUUCUAUCCUGGCGUACCGGGUGUUCAGGAAUGUCAACAAACUGUACGUGAAAAUCCUUCAUGCGAGCUUGCACGUUGGGGCUCUGAUAUUUGCCGCUGUCGGACUGAAAGCCGUGUUUGACUUCCAUAACGCCAAAUCUAUUCCAAACCUGUACAGCCUGCAUAGCUGGAUAGGACUCUCAACAGUCAUUCUUUUUGGAUUGCAGUGGGUGUGUGGCUUCGUCGCCUUCCUGUUCCCCAAGCUGAGCUAUGGGCUGCGUACUCGUUACAUGAGCCAACACGUGUUCUGGGGCCUCACCAUCCUCGCUAUGGCUGUGGGAGCCGCCCUGACGGGCAUCAUGGAGAAGGCGUGGUUCAUGAACUUCGCAAAGGACUCUAAAUUCAAAUACAGCGCCCUACCCUCUGAGGGCGUGGUGAUCAAUUGCCUGGGCGUGUCCAUCAUCGUCAUGGCGAUCAUCGUGUUCUACCUGGUAACCAGGCCCGAGUAUAAGAGGCCCAGAGGUCCCGAAGAGGAGGAGCAUAUACAGCUUUCCAACAACUAAAGGGAGAGAAUUUAAUAACCAGAUUCAAUUUUAAAGGGAGAGAACUCAAAAAGCAGAUUCUAUUAUAAAGGGAGAGAAUUCAAUAACCAGAUUCAAUUCUAAAGGGAGAGAAUUAAAAACCACAUUUAACUCUAAAAGGGCUUGGGUUAUUUUGGCAUUCAGCAAUAAAGGAAAGGAAUUCCAAUCCACACGGAGCUCUUAAUGGGGUUCAACAUUAUAUCCAACUGUAAAGAGAGGGAAUUUAAUGCUGCAUUCAGCUUUUAAUGGGUUUCGAUAUAAUCCAUCUCUUAUGGGAGGGAAUCUCUUACGCAAUGUAGAUUUAAUUGAGCUUGUGUGACGUACAUUACAUUGCUUAGAUGAUAUUUACGAGAUGUACUAGUACAUAAUGUUGUAAUUCUUUUUAGAGAUUAAAAAAAUGUUUACUUUAUCUGCUAUAUAUUUUGUUUAAAAAAAUAUGAUUUACAAAUGUAGUCAUAUGAUAUAUAAUAUAUAUUUUUGUUGAAAUGUGAAGAAAAUAUAUAAAAAAAAUAAUUGAAUGGAUGUGAAAAGGAGUUUAAAUAAGUUUUGUCUUUGACCUUGGCAAACGAUCAAAAGAUAUUUUGUAAUCAAUUUUGUCAUCUUUAUGGAUCUUCAAAUGGGCUUUGGUUUUGUUCAGGUUUAUGUAUAGCUUAGUAAUUUGACAUGAGUGUUUUUAAGGGUAAUUAUUUCUUAGAUCAUAUCAUUUUUAUAUUUUAUAUAUAUUUCAAAUUACAACAAUUUUCAACAUGUUUACCUUCUUUUAUCUGUAAAAGUUUUGAAUUUCAUGUAGUGCUUAUUUAAUUUCAUAAGUCCCGAUGCAUGAUAAAUUCAAUAGUGUUUAUUUCUGGUAUCUGCAUGUAUGUUUGAAUUGCAUUUGAUUGUUCUUAGAGAGUUUAUAGAUUAAACUUUGUUUUAUUUUUUAUGCCCGGAUCGAAUGAUCGAGGGUAUGUUGUCUUUGGCCUGUCUUUCAUUCUGUCCCAAAACUUUUAUCUUGGUUAAAGUUUUCCUAUAACUUUUGCAAUAUUGAAGAUAACAACUCGAUAUUUUGCAUGCUCAUUUUGAGUGGCGAAAGUCAAGGUCAUUCUUCAAGGUCAAGUGUAAAAGCGGCGCAGUAAGGGGGAUUGUGUUUCACAGUUCUUGUUCUACCAGAAAAUUCAUUAAAUUUUAAAAUGUCCUUUUAUUGGUUAUUUGAUUUAUAAGAGUAAUGCUGGAUAUCCAUCGGGAGAUCGUAUUUAGAAAACGUUUGAGCAUCAUCAUGCAAAAAUGUGGUUUCUGCCAUGUGCGGCCAGCGUAGAUACAGACAGCUAGCUGAUGCAUCGGCACAUUAUAGUUGUUCAAAUCUAGUAUUCUUAUUUGUUAUUUUGAUUUGCCAUAAUAAUUUUUAAUUGUUUUAUGUGUUUUUUAUCGUGUUUUAUUUAUAUUAAAAAAAAUGAAAUGGUCUUCAACGUUGUCAUUUGGUUAUUGUGACAUGAUUACCAAUGUACCAAUCAAUUCCAAGUAUGUCCCUUAAAUUAUAAUUGUUGUAUUAAUCGUUUAUUUCAGCAAAAAUGUAAUUCCAGUGUGAAACAUUGUAUUUUGUUCAAUAAGUCACUUGUUAUAAAACACAUGUACAUUAUUAUAAAUGAUGAACAUUUUUUCUGACAUUCAUUCUUUUAAGUCAUUGCUUAGGUCACUUGAGCAUGAAGUGUGUAAGUUAAGUAAUUGCUUAGCUCACUUGAGCACAGAGUUCCAGAUAAGGAUUUAGUCUAAAGAGUAUUUUACCCCAUUAUAUUAUUGUUAAAGGGUAUUUUACACCUUUGUUUCAGCCAUAAAGGUUAUUUAAGAAUAUUUAGAGGUAUUUUCCAUUUCUAUAGAAAACUGACAUAGUACAUGGCGUGUUUAAUCUAGAAAUAUUAUUAUUUGUUAUUUAUAAGUGCAAACAAAAUAAAUUUUAAAUGAUGAUAUUAACAGACGGUCUUUAAAAUAUUCAACUUACAUGAGUUGUAUCUCUGUCUUGAUUGGAUCUUUCUUGCAUAUAGUGUUCAUAUAGAACCCGAACGUCAUUUCGCAAUUAAACUAAGUUAUGGCACUGCUUGUACAAUUGAAAAUAAAGUCACACUGCCUGUGGUCUAUGUAAGUAAACUAUAAACUUCUUCAACAAUUAGAUCGCUUAAAAUUAUUUUAACUAUUCUAGAAGAAUCAUCAGAUUUAUUCUAUUGGUAUAUUGUAAUAUACAGUUACUUCCUGCAGGAGCGGCUGUUGACUUGAAACGUCCCGUUUUCGAACUUAUAAUACGAUGGGCUGCCAUUUCGAUUACAAGGUUCUUUUGAUUGGCUUACUUUUGAUUCAAAGGUUAAAUUACACUUAACACUCGACUAGAUUAUUGGUUAAACCGGUUACCCACUUUAAUUGAUCACAAAUCGUACCAAGAUUUGUAUUGCGUAAUGUUACGUACUGGGUCGAGUUUUAAAGUGUUUUUUUUUAUUUUUCAAUGCGUAAAUACUUGAGCAUGAAGUGUGUAAGUUACUAGUAAGUCAUUGCUUUGCUCACUUGAGCAUGAAGUGUGAUAUGUAGUUAAGUCAUUCCUUAGCUCACUUGAGCAUUUAGUGUGUAAGUUAAGUCAUUGCUAAGCUCACUUGAGCAUGAAGUGUGUAAGAGUUUUGCACAUGUAUUGCGGUCAGUUACCAAUGUUUUAGCGUUCAUAGUUGACCCUUAUGAACAAUCGUCUCAAACAAUGUCAUUGAAAAAGCUUGAAAAAAACUUUUAAAUAUCUGUUCUUUGUCUUUAAAAGAAAAUGUAAACUUAGGGAAAAGAAUACGUGCAGUUUUAUGUAGAAAAAAUUGAGAUUGUUAUUGUUUGUCAUUUAAUGUAAUACUUUGAAAAUAAUUUCACAGCAUUGAAUCAUGGAUGCUGAUCAGCCGUAUUCAGCUAAACUAUUAUGGUUUUGCCAAUACAUGGCUGAGAGAAAUGCAUUAUGGUCAGAUUAAAUGUACAGUACUUUCAAAUGACUUUUUGAUUCCACUUUGACUUUUGUUUUUUGGUCGAAUUAGUAUGUGUGUUUAUUGUGCAAUAUAUGACAUGUUGACAUAACCAGUUGUUGUAAAUGUAUAUUUAUUAAGCUUUGUCAUGCAAAAAUGGGGCUUAUGCCAUAUGCAGCAAGCGUAGCUGUAGACAAGCCUGCACAAUCGCGCAAGUCUUGUCAGGAACUACACUGCCCACUAAAAAAUCACUCAGGGUUUCGUGGUCUCGAUAGCGGACAGGGAAGCUCCUGACAAGACGGCUAAAAGGGCAGGCAGGUCUAAAGCUUCCCUGGCCAAUUAUGGCAUAAGAACCAUUUUCACAUGAUGCGGGUCUUAUUAUGUUAGUAGCUCUGUUGUACGCUGUAAUUGAUAUUAAUUGUUUUUACCAUGUUUUUAUUGCUGUACUUACACUUUAAAUUAAUACAGUAAAUCAACUUAUCAAAAAAAGGACCAAUUAAGGACGUGCUAUAGUGAGCUUUUUGUAAAAAUAUAAAUACAAUUUUUACGAGUAUAAAAUUUUACAAUGUGUUCAAUACUAUCUUUUAAUAGAAAGAAUUUAUUUUUUUUGCCUCAAGUAUCAAACGGAUCAGUAGUCCACAUGCAACCCAACCUUAAGGAACCAUUUGUCUACCUUUAUUUAAAUCUUUAGAUAUAUUUAGCAACAAUAAAUUUAUCAUAUGUAUUAUUAAAAAGCAUGAUAUGAUUUAUUAAUGAUAUUAAAUUAAGUUUCUGUUCUGUUACAGAAAUACAUAUAAGGUUCAUACUACAGUAGAUCUAUAUCAAAUGCUAUUCGUUUUACUCAGUGGUCAAGUUUCAACCUUUAAGUAUCUAUCUGAUAAACAUCAAACUUUUGAAAUGAGUUUAAAUUAAUUUUAAAAUAUCUUUUAAUUAUUAAUACAUACAAGCAUGUGCUAUCAUUUUUUGUAACCAUUCCGAAAGCAAAAUUAUACACAAAUAAAACGGAAGGUCAAUUCGAUAGGUAUAUUGUCAGGGUAUCGGUACAUUUUUGGACAUUGUCCUAAGGGAAUAUUUGUGUGUGUCUAACAAUUUUUUUGACACUUUUUUUCAAAUGUCUGAAAACUAAGAGCAAUUACGGUAAUAAUAGCUAGAUUAGUUGUUUUUGCAAAGUUUAUGUAACGUAACCAAGUUCUCCAUUUAUCAAUCUUUGCCCCAUUUUCAAUAAGGCUUUGCUUAUGUUAUUGUAUUUUGUGAAGUAUACAAUAAAAAUGUAUGUUUUGUUA
Messenger RNA from Dreissena polymorpha, 5147 nucleotides. Its product is annotated as transmembrane ascorbate-dependent reductase CYB561-like. The record is from RefSeq and is a predicted model, not a curated record. The coding region runs from base 134 to 889 and encodes 251 amino acids. NCBI's taxonomy places the organism in Eukaryota, Metazoa, Mollusca, Bivalvia, Myida, Dreissenidae. Gene Ontology annotation, molecular function: oxidoreductase activity. The transcript has 5 exons.